Trametes versicolor FP-101664 SS1 is the source of this 615-nucleotide messenger RNA. Its product is annotated as GTP-binding protein ypt1. The record is from RefSeq and is a predicted model, not a curated record. NCBI's taxonomy places the organism in Eukaryota, Fungi, Basidiomycota, Agaricomycetes, Polyporales, Polyporaceae. Gene Ontology annotation, molecular function: GTPase activity; GTP binding. The transcript has 7 exons. Bases 1 to 615 code for a protein of 204 amino acids.
AUGCACACCAGCGAGUACGACUACCUCUUCAAGCUCCUCCUCAUCGGCGACUCCGGCGUCGGCAAGUCUUGCUUGCUGCUCCGGUUCGCGGACGACACGUACACGGAGAGCUACAUCAGCACCAUUGGCGUCGACUUCAAGAUUAGGACCAUCGAACUCGAGGGCAAGACCGUGAAGCUCCAGAUUUGGGAUACCGCCGGCCAAGAACGUUUCCGUACUAUCACCUCGUCUUACUACCGUGGCGCACACGGCAUCAUCGUCGUUUACGACGUGACCGAUAACGACACCUUCACGAACGUCAAGCAGUGGCUGCAGGAGAUUGACCGGUAUGCGUCUGAGGGCGUGAACAAGCUUCUCGUCGGCAACAAGUCCGAUUUGACGAGCAAGAAGGUCGUGGAGUACAGCGUCGCGAAGGAAUUCGCUGACCAACUCGGAAUCCCCUUCCUGGAGACGUCGGCGAAGAACGCUACCAAUGUCGAGCAGGCUUUCCUGACUAUGGCGAAGCAGAUCAAGGACCGCAUGGGUUCCACUACCACCGCCGCUGGCACCGGCAAGUCGUCAACGAUCACGCCAGGCCAGACCGUGCAACAGCAAGCCGCGGGUGGGUGCUGCUGA